Strongylocentrotus purpuratus (purple sea urchin) is the source of this 2973-nucleotide messenger RNA. Its product is annotated as glycerol kinase. The transcript is spliced from 16 exons. The record is from RefSeq and is a predicted model, not a curated record. The coding region runs from base 343 to 2010 and encodes 555 amino acids. Gene Ontology annotation, biological process: triglyceride metabolic process; glycerol metabolic process; glycerol-3-phosphate biosynthetic process. Gene Ontology annotation, molecular function: glycerol kinase activity. Gene Ontology annotation, cellular component: mitochondrion. NCBI's taxonomy places the organism in Eukaryota, Metazoa, Echinodermata, Echinoidea, Camarodonta, Strongylocentrotidae.
AAAAAGGUUGAUUCACACCUAAAUAAGCGCAUAGCUGACUGCUGCACAGUGACGUCAUUCGCGUAUCUCCGUUAAAUGGGCGAUCGACAGUGUACCAUAUUUCGUGCACAUGUUCCUUACAACGUGUAUGCUGCUAUAGGCAAGUUAGUCGCACGCCUUCAUUGCGCACCGUAGAAACUCGGGCGAUGGAAGACGGCCGUUGUGUCUAAUAAGCCACUGGUAACAGGGGGGCGGUAACUGGGCAGGGUACGGUAGUGUGAGAAUAAAGAAGGCGUUUUGGAGGUGUGUCUGGAUGGUCACUCACGUUAUUUAGCGCAAUUCGUUCGAUAAAAACCGGAGAAAAUGGCAGAAAAGUUGAAAGAUGUUGGACCAUUGGUAGGUGCAGUUGACCAGGGAACAAGCAGCACACGAUUUUUGGUCUUUUCCAGUAAAACAUCUGAAUUGAUUGCUCACCAUCAGAUAGAACUACAGCAGACCUUCCCCAACGAAGGGUGGGUUGAGGAGGACCCUAAGGAGAUCCUCUCGACUGUCAAGGAAUGCAUCAACGAGACGGUGAAGAAACUGAAAGGUCUUGGAGUCGAUCCGGCCGGUAUCAAAGCUGUAGGUAUCACCAACCAGAGAGAGACGACCAUUGUAUGGGAUAGGACAACGGGGGAGCCCUUGCAUCCUGCUGUCUUAUGGUUAGAUGCCAGGACAGCUACCACUGUAGAUCAGCUCGUAUCCAAGACACCAUCCCAGACCAAGGAACAUUUACAACCCCUAUGUGGACUACCUCUAUCAACGUACUUCAGUGCUGUGAAGGUCAGAUGGUUACUGGACAAUGUUCCGGAGGUCAAGAAGGCUGUCGAUGACGGGAGGUGUAUGUUUGGAACGGUUGACUCCUGGCUUACAUGGAACCUAACAGGAGGAUUGAAUGGAGGUCUCCACAUAACAGACGUGACCAAUGCUAGUCGUACAAUGCUCAUGAACAUUACAACAUUACAAUGGGACGAUGAACUCUGCAAAUUCUUUGAUGUUCCUAAGACUAUUCUUCCAGAGAUCCGAAGCUCAGCUGAGAUCUAUGGUAGCUUGGUUGAUACAGCCCUCAAGGGAGUGCCUAUUGGAGGGAUUCUUGGAGAUCAGCAUGCGGCAUUGGUUGGACAGUCUUGCUUCAAGAAAGGCAUGGCUAAGAACACAUAUGGGACUGGCUGUUUCUUGAUCUACAACACCGGAGAGGAGAGGGUUUUCUCUAAGCACGGUCUCUUGACGACGCUUGGAUAUAAACUGGGGAAAGAUGCUCCUACUAUCUAUGCACUAGAGGGAUCUGUGGCAGUAACAGGCGCUGCUGUGAGAUGGUUAAGAGACAAUUUGGGUAUCAUCAAAACAGCUGCUGAAGUAGAGACGCUUGCUAAGGAGGUAGAUAACAAUGGCGGUGUAUACUUUGUUCCUGCAUUCUCUGGUCUCUACGCUCCCUACUGGGAGGCCGAUGCAAGAGGAACUAUCUGUGGUCUAACUCAGUUCAGCACCAAGGCCCAUAUAGCUAGGGCUGUUCUAGAAGCAGUCUGUUACCAAACAAGAGAGUUGUUAGAUGCUAUGGACCAAGAUUCGGGCAUUCCACUGGAGAAGCUGAGGGUUGAUGGAGGAAUGACCCAAAACAAUCUCCUUAUGCAGCUACAGGCAGAUACUCUCAACAUUCCUGUUGUACGACCUUCGAUGCCAGAGACCACAGCUCUAGGCGUUGCCAUGGCUGCAGGCCAUGCUGUAGGAGUAUGGAAGAUAGAGGAUGCCUCGGCGGGUAACACGGAUACCUUCACACCUGUCAUUGAAGAAGAUGUUCGAGAGUCGCACUAUGCCAAGUGGAAGCUAGCUGUUCAGAAGUCUAUGAACUGGGAGGGGCACAGUUACACCCCUGCUACCAAAGGUUCUACUUGCAGCCUGCCCUCUAUCAUCAACACCCAGACAGUCACUGCCAUUGUGACAUCAUCAGCCGUUCUACUGGCUCUUGCCUACUGCCUCAAGAAAUCUCUCUAACUCAUUGCUUCAACAUCAUUAUAUCUAUAUAUCAUGUAACAGAAUGUUAAACCCUUCAAGGACACCCUAACAAAUCAUCAAUGGAUCGUAUCUUUCAUGGUUCCUUGCUGUGGCACUUGUGUCCUUUAGCAAUGUGAUUGCAAGAUACCCAGGCGUUUCAUCAAAACCUAUGGUGGGAUGUGUGUUUUCAUUGUCUUGCAAAUAUUCUUGAAAUAUAUGUAAUAAUAUAUCAGAUUUGUAUGGUGCCCAAUCAAAAAAAUUGGACAAAAAAUAGAUAAAUAGAGUAUAUUGAAGUAAGUUUUUUUUAAUGUGAUUUCCUACCUGUGAAAAUGUGUUUGGUGCAUGUGAUUUUUAUCUGUUUUGUGUAUUCUGGAAAAGUCAGGACCAAAUAUGAAUAUUGAUAUUGAAUUUUCUAGAGAAAUUAGAUCAUGAUUGAAGAUGAAUGUAUUUAGAUUUUAGAUCUGUUUCAUGGACAAUUUAAGCAUCUCAGAACUGUAAUGAAUGUACAUGUAUAUUAUGAGGUAAGAUUUCAAAUUUUUCAGACCGAUGAUCAAAUGGAUAACUUUGAUAUAUACAUGUAGGCUGUGCCUUUACAUGUACAUGACACAGUGAAGUACAAUACCUCAAUCACUUUUCUACUUUUGACUUGAAAAUCAUGCAUUUACAUCACUACUUAAUAAUAAUUUAUAGUAAUAAUGAAAUGGCAAUAAUCUGGAUUUAUAUAUCACUUGAUAAGAUAGAGGUAUUUAGAGGUAGACCAGAAUACUCAGUUGAAAGAGAAUAUACUAAUAAUAAUAGCUCUUCUCAUAUAGUGUAUUUCAGGACCCCAGGCCCUCUCAAUGCAAAAUGUAGUUGAGGUGCAAGUAGGAAGCAAAGAAACAAACUGAUAGAGGGAGAAAGAGGAUAGGAGGUAUGUACGAGAAAGAGAUGGAUAGAGGGAUUAAGUUAUGAAAAACACAGAAA